AUGAACUUGGAAGCAUGGUCUCUUUUCUCGCUCUUAGAGCCCGAUUUUGUGAAGAAUCUUCGCAUGGUGUGCGUCUUCGGGAACUCCGGCAAUGAAGCUCAUUUGGUAACCCAAUCCGAUGACGUCUAUGCCUUGGGAUCAAAUGCGGCCAGUUGUUUGGGACUGGGCGACGUUUCCUCGACAUUGACCCCUAAAAAGGUCAAGCAUUUGUGUCAAAAGAGAGUCAAAAGUUUCGCAUAUGGCACAGGUCCUCACGUUUUGGCAUGCACUGAAUCAGGCGAAAUUUAUAGCUGGGGACAUAAUGGAUAUUGUCAGUUGGGCAAUGCGACCACCAACCAAGGAGUUGUUCCAGCCUUAAUCCCAGGGUGUCUAAAGGACAAAAAAGUCGUGGAAAUCGCAUGCGGAUCCCAUCAUUCCAUGUGCCUCACGGAUACAGGCGAGAUUUAUACUUGGGGUCAAAAUACGUGCGCACAAAUCGGCUCAGGAACAACCAACAACCAAUCUUCACCCAGAAAAGUCUCGUCUUUGUUCGGUGGUAGAAAAGUGGUUUCCAUUGCCUGCGGCCAGAUCUCCUCCAUAGCUCUUCUAGACACUGGGGAAGUGUACGGGUGGGGCUAUAACGGCAACGGGCAGCUGGGCUCCGGCAAUAACAUCAAUCAGUUGAGUCCUUGUCUAGUGAUAGCACUCAAUACUGUUGUGAUAUCCAAGGUUGUUUGUGGAUACGCCCACACUCUGGCCUUGUCCGAUGAAGGCUACCUCUUUGGUUGGGGAGCAAAUUCGUACGGCCAAUUGGGUUCCGGUAACAAAGCCAAUUCUUGCUCCCCAACCAGAGUAGCCGUUGAAAUCGGGCGAGUGGUCGAUAUCGCGGCUUCCCAUUACAACAACAUCUCGGCGGCGUUGACCCAAGAUGCCAAGGUCUAUAUGUGGGGCCAAUGCCAUUCUCAAACCGUGCCCACUCCCAUUUUAACGCCAUUCCAAAGUUUACACGAAGUGUUUGCUCGCUUUGGAUGUCCUGGCGUGACUUUUGCGCCUAUGUACACCAUGAUUCAUUCAGGAAACUCACUCAUGAAUGCCCUCAAAUUGGCCUUUGAUGAUGCGACGACGUCAGAUUUCACUUUCGUGGUUCAAGGCCGAGAUAUUCAUGUGCAUAAAGCGCUUUUGAAGAUCCGAUGUGAACACUUCCGCUCUAUGUUUCAAAGCCAUUGGAAAGAGGACAAAGACACUUCCCUUGAAAUUGAACAGUUUUCUUAUCCUGUCUACCGAGCUUUCCUGGAAUAUCUCUACACAGACGAGCUUAAUUUAGGGACUGAGGAAGCUGUUGAGCUGCUGGAUUUAGCCAAUGCUUAUUGUGAGCCUCAAUUAAAAAAGCGGUGCGAGGGUCUCAUCCAGAUGGGAAUCAACAUUGACAAUGUGUGCAUGCUCUAUGCCACAGCCUUAAAAUUUGAUGCCCAAGAGUUGGAGAGCUUUUGCUUCCGAUUCAGCCUAAAUCAUAUGACUGCAGUUACUCAGAGUGAAAGCUUCGAUCAAUUGGAUGAGCGAGUUCUCAAAGACUUCAUCCUCAAAGCUGCGCAAUAUGGGGCAUUCAAGACAUGAUGAUUGCCAAAAUGUGAUGAUUACUUUCAGAUGUUUCCUGUUCUUUUAUUCGAAACUUGUGAAGUUUUAUACAUUUACUAUCAAAUGUGACGUACACUUGUGCAAUUGCAGAAAUAUAUAUAUUUUUUUAAAUUUGA
Tigriopus californicus is the source of this 1730-nucleotide messenger RNA. RefSeq names its product RCC1 and BTB domain-containing protein 1-like. The record is from RefSeq and is a predicted model, not a curated record. The transcript has 10 exons. Gene Ontology annotation, molecular function: protein binding. The coding region runs from base 1 to 1593 and encodes 530 amino acids. Lineage: Eukaryota; Metazoa; Arthropoda; Copepoda; Harpacticoida; Harpacticidae.